This is a messenger RNA of Ceratosolen solmsi marchali, 1307 nucleotides long. RefSeq lists its product as uncharacterized. Lineage: Eukaryota; Metazoa; Arthropoda; Insecta; Hymenoptera; Agaonidae. The coding region runs from base 205 to 1092 and encodes 295 amino acids. The record is from RefSeq and is a predicted model, not a curated record. The transcript has 2 exons.
UGCGUAUGAUGAAGCGAAUUUAUCGGCAUUAGUUGUUGCGCGUUUAUUUUGAUGGUGUUAUUAUGAAAUGGGCUGGUGAUAGCGUCAUCGCUGAGAUUGAGUUUGAACGAUGAGGAGGGUAAGUGAUGUGAGAAUGGCCAUGGCAUUUUGAUGAGGUGCGACUGCAUUGUUGUAUGUGGAUAAGUGGGCCAAAGUACUGGAUAAAUGAUGAGUACGAAAACAUUGAGUGCAAUGGCAGAGGAUUACUUUUACAAUAUCAAUCCCCUGGCUAAAAGGAUAAGCGAGGAUGUUGCAGCGACGAAGGAUGCUUACGAGGGACUUUGGAAUACAUUGAGCUUGGAGGAGCGUAAUCAAGCUCUAGAUGAGACUAUUAUACAGCCAGAGGUGGCGCUUAAAUAUGCUUCUAAGCAGCUAGAGUCUUCCAAAGAUUUUCCAGAAUACUAUCCAAAACUUAGACUACAAACGGGAAUGAAAUAUAUUAUCGACGAAACUGGAUCGACUUUACGUUGGAAGGACGAACACUCUGCACCAUUUUCCUUCAUGACCCAGUCGCAAAUGAAUCUCGAUUGCUUGGACCAAACAAACGAUAAAAAUAAGAUUAUGUUAAGCUAUAUUUCCAAUACUUCGCAUUAUACAAAUCCUUGUAGUUUAAGAACCACGGACGAUUCGUUGGAUGAUAAUUACAGUUCUCCUUCCAGUCACAGUUUUUAUCAAACUGAAAAUUAUUCGGAUACCUUGAUUUCUACCGAGGAGUGUAGUACCAUUCGUAGUAGCUGCGUGGAUACAGAAACAUCGGACGGCAUGUUCGCUAAAUCAUUGAACAAAGAUUCUCUGAUAAAACUGCAAAACAACAGUUCCGAGGAGGAUAUAGAGAAUUUGAGGUCUCGAAAGAAUUUAAAGCAAGUUUUACAGAGUAGUGGCUCAGAUAAGAGUCACCCAAAUACGAAUAUGGACGAACAUUUGAAAUCCAGUGAUAUCGAAUCAACUGCAUUACUCGAUACCCCAAACUCUUGCAGUAGUUAUCAAUCUUCGCAACUUAAUCAAGAUCCAGAGAUUCCAAAAACAGGAUUCGAAUUUUUAGAUAAUUGGUAAUAUUUUUAAUGAUUUUAAAAGGUAGAACAUAGCCUAAGUCAUUCUACCUUAUAUAUUUUGAAGCAACAGAUUAUGUUGAGACCAAACGAUGCUUUACAUUGAGCUCUUGCUUGAAAUACCUUUUCUUUUUAAUAAUAUCUACCAGAUGCCUUCAUUAUACCAACAAAUAUGUUUAAUCGACUUUACUAUAUUAUAUAUAUUUAAAUAAUUCAAAC